CACGGAGGAGAGGGAUAACAGCCCGGUGUGUGUGGGGAGAGUGCAGCACAGAAAGCACGCUCCGCUCCCUCCUGCUCAGCAGAUCCUGGGAGAAAGGCACCUGCCCUGCUGCGGCAGACAAGCUGACGGAGAACCAUGAUGUGGCUGUUCUUCACCAUUGCUUGUUUGAUCUGCAGCACUGAAAAGUGCAAUGCAAGCCCCGAGGUGUUCAUGGAUGUUGGUGAAAUCGUUCGCUACCACGGGUACCCCUAUGAAGAGCAUGAAAUUGUGACAGAUGAUGGUUAUUACCUCACCAUACAGAGGAUUCCUCAUGGUAGAGACAACUCGGGGAGUUCAAGCACCUCCCAUGAUGCAGAGACACAAGGUUCCAGCAUGUUUUGUGUCUCUCCAAAGCCUGCAGUGCUCCUGCAGCAUGGCCUGGUGUUGGAGGGCAGUAACUGGGUUACUAACCUGCCCAACAGCAGCCUGGGCUUCAUCCUCGCAGAUGCUGGCUAUGAUGUCUGGAUAGGAAACAGCAGGGGGAACAGCUGGUCACGCAAACACAAAGAGUUUGAAUAUCACAACGAGAAAUACUCAGCUUACAGCUUUCAUGAAAUGGCCAUGUAUGACCUUCCAGCAACAAUCAACUACAUUUUGCGGAAAACUGGACAGGAGCAGUUAUACUAUGUGGCUUACUCUCAAGGCACCACCACAGGUUUCAUCGCAUUUUCUUCCAUUCCUGAGUUGGAUCGCAAAAUCAAGAUGUUUUUCGCAUUGGCUCCUAUCACCACGAGCUCAAACAUGAAGUCACCCUUGGUCAGAGUGUUUGACCUUCCUGAGAGUCUGGUUAAGUUCAUUUUAGGACACAUACUGGUCUUCGAUAAGGGCGAGAUUUUGCAGCAAGUGACUUCCCGUCUGUGCGGCUACACAUUCUUUAAAAGCUUUUGCUCUUUGGUCCUUUACUUGCCUGGUGGGUUUACCGACAGCUUAAAUGUGAGCCGCGUAGAUGUCUACUUGUCUCGCUACCCUGAUUCAACAUCCGUAAAAAACAUGUUACAUUGGCGCCAGCUCUAUCAAACAGGGGAAUUCAAAUCUUAUGAUUAUGGCAGCGACAAUGUGCUUCAUUAUAACCAGAGCACACCUCCUUUCUAUGAACUGGAAAAUAUGAAAGCACCACUUGCUGCAUGGUACGGUGGCAAGGACUGGAUUUCAGCCCCUGAAGAUGUAAAUAUAACACUGCCUCGUAUAACCAACAUGGUGUACAAGAAGUAUAUUCCCGAAUUUGUCCACUUUGAUUUCCUUUGGGGUAUGCAAGCAUAUGAACACGUAUACAAAGAAAUUCUUGAACUGAUGAAAAAGAAUGCCUAGAGUUGGAAAAGUGGCAGUAAUUGUUCAUUUCUCCUUUGUCUUUGGGGGCUUCUUUUAUUUGAAGAAAAAAAAAAUAAGGAAAAAAAGAGGGGGAAAAGGUUCAUUAAACUGCUGCACUUGUUGUGGGAUUAUCAUUACUCUGGCAAGUGAGGAAAAUAGGCCAAUCCCACGAUCAGAGAAUCACAUGGGAUUUAGGUUAAGUAGAUGGAGGUCCUCGCAGAAGUUAGGCAUGGACUUUCGACUCUGAGUCUCUCAGAUGCCUCACCCACAUGAGUUUCCAGCAGCAAGCAAUUUCUGUGGAGCUUGGCUCUUGGCUGCUGCUGUAGGCUCUGGCCUCCCUGUGGCUGGGUUCCCAGCUGCGAACAACAGGAUAGCAGCUCGGCUCUGUUGUGCAUGCUGGUGUUUCAAGAGUGCUCAGAUGGGACCACACAGUUCAUUGCUUUACAGUCGGAAGGAGCUAAAAACUUUCUGCUAGCAAUAAAAAGAGCUAGUACUGCUGAUUCAGGUGACACCAAACUUGAUAUACACAACAGGGUUUUCAAUAAACUGUACCGAGAAAGACCAUUUUGCACCAUUUCAUGUAAUAGUCCCAAGGUACAAACCCAGCAGGAAAAGUCACUUUUUGCUGAGUCUCAGAAAAUGUUUUGGUUUUCUUUAUGUGUGAGAGAGAAGAAGAGUCGGGAGUCUAACUCUGUUCUUAGCCUCUGGAUUACCCUUCAUAAUACAGUAUUGAUUAGGGGAGGAAUGGUGAAUUUGCCUGUUUGUGCAAUGAUAUUCUUAAAAUAUGUCUACAAGCAAGCAGGGCAAAGGAUAAGGCACUUUUCCCAUAAAGAUGUAUGAAAAAUAAUAAU
Molecule: messenger RNA, 2198 nt
Organism: Anas platyrhynchos (mallard)
Lineage: Eukaryota; Metazoa; Chordata; Aves; Anseriformes; Anatidae
Product: lysosomal acid lipase/cholesteryl ester hydrolase
Biological process (GO): lipid metabolic process
Molecular function (GO): hydrolase activity, acting on ester bonds
Source: RefSeq, a predicted model, not a curated record